Messenger RNA from Callithrix jacchus (white-tufted-ear marmoset), 1621 nucleotides. The record is from RefSeq and is a predicted model, not a curated record. NCBI's taxonomy places the organism in Eukaryota, Metazoa, Chordata, Mammalia, Primates, Cebidae.
AGCCGCGGCUGAAAGGUAAAGAAGCUACGUGGAAGAGUGUUUCCUCUUCAGGCCGCAAAGCAGGUACUCUCUGCAGCACCAGCUGCCCCCGCCCUACUCCAGACCUCCCCAAAGACUCCAUGAGAUGGACCUGAGUUAGCCGAGUCCCAACCCCUCUUCUUGGGCCUGCCGUGGCGCUGGACAUCAGUGACUGCGUCGUGACACACAGAAGCAGUGGACCAUCAAGGCCACAGGAGGCCCCGGGAGCUUGCAAAGAUGAAGUUUGGCUGCCUCUCCUUCCGGCAGCCUUAUGCUGGCUUUGUCUUGAAUGGAGUCAAGACUGUGGAGACGCGCUGGCGCCCCCUGCUGAGAAGCUACCGGAACUGUACCAUAGCCAUCCACAUUGCUCACAGGGACUGGGAAGGUGAUGCCUGGUGGGAGCUGCUGGUGGAGAGGCUCGGAAUGACAACUGCUCAGAUUCAGGCAUUGCUCCGAAAAGGGGAAACGUUUGGUCGAGGAGUCAUAGCGGGACUUGUUGACAUUGGGGAAACUUUGCAGUGCCCCGAAGACCUAACUCCUGAUGAGAUUGUGGAACUAGAAAAUCAAGUGGUACUGACCAGCUUGAAGCAGAAGUACCUGACUGUGAUUUGAAACCCCAGGUGGUUACUGGAGCCCAUACCUAGGAAAGGAGGCAAGGAGAUAUUCCAGGUAGACAUCCCAGAGCACCUGAUCCUUUUGGGGCAUGAGGUGUGACAAGUGUGGGCUCCUGAGAGGGGUGUUGCAGGGAAACCAGCUAAAUCAUGAUUUCAAUUCACCAUCAGUUGAAACCAGCUCCAGCUAAAUCGUUUAGCUGCUUUCAAUUCAUCUUCAAUUCACCAUCAUGAUGCAGACCUACAUACAUUAGGCUAGAUCUGAAUUUCCCCUCCUGUGGAGAGUCCCAGCCACUAAGCACUGUGCAUGGAAAUAGGUUUCUUUGCUCAGAGGAAGGAAGUAGGGGUUGGGGCUUUCCUUGUGUGAUGCCUCUUUAGGCACACAGGCAGUGUCUCAAGUACUUUGUCCUUUGGGUAGAAGGAAAAGCUGCCAGUAAAAUCUCAGCAUGCCUACAAUUUUGGUCCUGCUAAUUUCUGGAUUAUACAAAUAAAUGUGUUGUAGAUGAAAAAAAAAAGAUUUAUAGAAGAUCCCCCAUAUUUUUCAUAUUAGUAGCAGCAGUCAUAGCAGUUAAGAGACAUUGUGGAGUUAUUUAGCUAAUCAGUGUUUGGGUCAGUAUUUUCUUUGUGCACUUUACUAUACUAUGGUGUUUGCUACAGUAUAUCUAGUUUUGAUACAUAGUACAAUCUCUUUCUUCUUUAUACAAUUUUCCUUUCAUGAUUACUUAAAUUCUUGGGAUACAAGGGAGCAGAAAAUAUAUUUAGUGAAUGUUCAGUAAAUGUGGUUAUGGCUACUUAAAUCAAUUAUUUAUAGCAAAUUCUAAUGUUUGAGAAUAUAUUAUGUGUCCUUGACUAUCUGGUUUGUGUUUUCGUUACCAUCACUUUUAAAUUCUUUUUUGGUAUUUACAAUUUAUAGUGGGGAAAGGAUUACAAACAAAUCAUUUGUUACUUACUACCAUUUGUACAUUAAAAAGGAAAGGUUGGCAAUAGCAUUA